ACUGGGAAAAGACUGUGCCUAUAAAGACUGCUGCAGCGGCCGCACCCCUGGCUACUCUCCCUGCUCGGCGCUGCUCCCGUAAGUUCGCGUCUUGGUUCGCUAUGGCUCGUACGAAGCAGACUGCCCGCAAGUCGACCGGUGGCAAGGCCCCGCGGAAGCAGCUGGCCACCAAGGCGGCUCGCAAGAGCGCGCCGGCCACGGGCGGCGUCAAGAAGCCGCACCGCUACCGGCCGGGUACCGUGGCCCUGCGGGAGAUCCGGCGCUACCAGAAGUCGACCGAGCUGCUGAUCCGCAAGCUGCCGUUCCAGCGGCUGGUGCGCGAGAUCGCGCAGGACUUCAAGACGGACCUGCGCUUCCAGAGCUCGGCCGUGAUGGCGCUGCAGGAGGCGAGCGAGGCCUACCUGGUGGGGCUGUUUGAAGACACGAACCUGUGCGCCAUCCACGCCAAGCGCGUGACCAUCAUGCCCAAAGACAUCCAGCUGGCUCGCCGCAUCCGCGGGGAGCGGGCUUAAGAAGUGUGCGCUCGGCUCGAGGUUCCAUCAAAUCCAAAGGCUCUUUUCAGAGCCACCCACGACU
Messenger RNA from Cervus elaphus (red deer), 576 nucleotides. Its product is annotated as histone H3. Bases 102 to 512 code for a protein of 136 amino acids. NCBI's taxonomy places the organism in Eukaryota, Metazoa, Chordata, Mammalia, Artiodactyla, Cervidae. Gene Ontology annotation, cellular component: nucleosome. Gene Ontology annotation, molecular function: DNA binding; protein heterodimerization activity; structural constituent of chromatin. The transcript has a single exon. The record is from RefSeq and is a predicted model, not a curated record.